Molecule: messenger RNA, 771 nt
Organism: Didymodactylos carnosus
Lineage: Eukaryota; Metazoa; Rotifera; Eurotatoria; Philodinida; Philodinidae
Source: the annotation of a GenBank genome assembly
AUGAGACCAUCCACUAUGGACGUUAGUAAAAGUGCAGACAGUGCAUCUACAGGAUUAUCUGCUUUUGGAUCCUUCCUGUGGGAAAAGACUGUUCGUGACAAAGGUUGGUCCGAAUAUCCUGGUUUAAACACAGGUGAAGUCUUUCAAAGACGAUUCAAAGCAUUUGUUGCGAAAGAAACGCGAUUGUUAUUGAAUAGACGUGGGACAAUUGAAUACGUCGUUAAUUAUACCAUUUCGUAUUGGAAAGAAAAUGGACGAUCAAUUUCAAAUAAUGAAUGCAGUAAAAAAAUUAAUGAAACACAUUGGAUUGUUCGAGAUAAAAUUGGAUAUCUGUUAACCACAAUUGCACAAUUGGAAUUAAUCAAAUUGAAACGAGAUAAAGAUACAGAACAACAAACAGCAACACAAGCGAAAAGAAAAACAACGGUAAAGAAGAAUUCGUUAAUUGAAGGCAGCGAUGAUGAUAUUGAUGCACUACCAACAACAAAACGACAACGACCAAAACAAAACCCACUAAAAGAUGAUGUAUCAGAUAUGAAUGUUGUCACUUCGACUAAACGACGUCGUACAUCGGCUGUUGUCCCCGCGCAGCCGAAAUCCAUUAAACGAUCAUUUAUCAUAUAUAUGGAGUCAUAUGGUUUAUCGCGUUAUCUAAAAUUCAGGUUAUUUGAAGUGGAAGUCGAAGAACCAGUUAAAGAUCCAACAACAAAUCAUAUGAUGAACAAUGAUAAAAAAAUGAAAAUCGUACUCUGGCUGUUGAUCCCCGCGUAG